Prorocentrum cordatum is the source of this 1170-nucleotide messenger RNA. The record is from the annotation of a GenBank genome assembly. NCBI's taxonomy places the organism in Eukaryota, Dinophyceae, Prorocentrales, Prorocentraceae.
AUGGGGGAGACCGAGGGGAAGCUGCGGGCGUUGCGAAGGUUGCGCUCGUUGGUUUGGGGUCGCUUGCGCGUGCAAGCAGUGGAGGAGCUGGGGGCUGCUGCGACUGCCGAUAAGCUGAAGGCCAAGAUGAUGUGCCUCACACGGGCACUCUGGGCGAAGCAGUCGGCAGCAGUGCAGGCCAAAUUGCUAGCAGGAGACGAUGUCGGUGCCGACGAGUUGGCGCUACCAGCAGCGCAGGCGCUACCAGCAGCGCAGAGGAGGCUGCGCGGCAAGACGGCGCCGCCAGCGCCGCGUCCUGCGCAGGGCAGUGGCGCGGCCGCCGCAGCACCCGUCGCCGCUGCAGGGGGGGGUGGCGGAGGUUUUGUGCCGGAUGCUGACGCCCAACAGUCCGCGCCGCCUGCGCCGCCGGUUGCAUGUCGCAAUCAGGAGGCCCGGCGACGGGCGGCCAAGGCAUGGGCGAGGCACAUCCGGAAGGACGAGAUGGCCAAGAUCAAAGCUGAGCACCCGGGCCAGAACAAUGCUGACCGCGAGUGCAUCCUGCGACGGCGGGCGCGCGCAACCGUGGCCACGUGGACGCCGGAGGAAGUGGGGGCGUGGGCGGCCCAGCAAAGCGGUCCAGCAGUGCGGGACCACGCCACGAAUCUAUUCGUGCAGGGCCCCAUUGCCGAAGUGGCCGCUGGGCCGGGCGAGGGCGUUGGGGCCGCCGCGGCAGCCGCGGUUGAUGGGGCAGCCGUGGCCGAGGAAGCACCUGUGGAGGCGGCGCUUGUGGCUGAAGGAGGUCCUGCACAUGAUGCACGGGACGACGGCCCGGCCCCAUCUGCCUCGGAUUCGAGGACACGCAUGCGCAGCAUGCUCGCGCAGUCCCUUCGAACUGGCGCGCUGCGGCGCGGGUUGGAAUCGCUGCAGCCGGGCGAGGGGUCGCCGGCGGCGCCGCCGCCAGGCCACAGCGGACACCAGGCGCCGGGCGCGCCGUGGAGCAAGAUCACCGCCCGCCGCAGGCGCAUGAAGCGCUUGUGGGAGGCGCUGGACGCCGCUGCUGGCUCGCAGGAUCCCGAGGAGGCGGCGGCUGCUCUGGACGCCACUCUUACCCCACAGGUCAAGGAAGCUCUGCGCAGGAGGUGGGUGCGCCGACGCGCAGCAGCAGCAGUUUUUCGGCCUCUUCGGGCGUAA